AUGCUCUGCGGCCGCGGCGCGGCGGCUCUCGAGCUCGGCCGGAAGGACGAGGCGGCCAGCGGCCAGCGCAGCGGCGGAUUUCAGGAAGGCUUUGGCCGGCCACCGAGGUCUUUAGAGUACUUGGAGGUGCACUGCAGAGCCUGGGGGCGCGCGGCAGCUGAGGCCCUGAACCCGAAGGACUCCUUUGCCAAGUGGGCCCUGAAGAGCAUCGGCGCCAGAGGAAGCCAGAGUCGCGGAGGUCCCGCGAAGGCGGCAAGAUGCGGCAAGGCCGCGGCAAGGCUGCAUCCACUGGUUGCCACCUUUGCUGUCAGGCCGGCGGAGGCGUCGCGAUCAGCGCGCCCAGACAUGCAGGCGAGCGCACGAAGCACAGCAAAGCCUGUGACCUAUGGAGUUGUUGCUAGCCCAAUUUCCCCGGACUGUGUGGACUCCGAUACGUCGGAUGCUGGCUCACCGCCUCACCAUGAUCAGGAGGCCCCUCCCCCGACACUCAGGACAACGCCAGAGACGCCUUCCGCAGAGCUAACCCUGGCUCUGAGCGUCUCAAAACCCAAAGCCCCACCGCAGCCACCACCCAGGGACGUCUGCUCAGCCAAAGAAGCAGAGCUCGUCCCCAUGACCCCACCUCCCCCGUCUAUGACACAAAAACCCAUGCAAUCUUUGGAUGUCCCGGCCAUUGCGGCCACUGCCAUGCCCCAGGCAGUUCCUUCAGCUCCGCCGACUCCGGUGGCGACGCCUGAAACAACGCCUGAAACACCGUCCACAAACCCCACAUCAAUCCAGGACAGACCAGCCGUGCCAGCCGAUCGGCCAGUCCGGGUCCGGGCGCACGAAACGCCCUCCACAGCCCCUGCGUCAAUGCAUGCACAUGCGGACGCCCCCGAGUCCCCGAAACUGUCGCAUCAGGAGGUGGCAGCCCGCUUCGUCUCUGCCUUCUCGGAGCCCGAUACAUGGCCAGACUAUCUGCCAGACUCCAUGAAAGCGCCCCCAGAGCCACAGCCCAAAGCCCCAGCAGUGGCAGUGGAGACGCCACCGCGGAAAGCGGUGCCCAGAGCAAAGAAGCGACCCGCGGAGCCAGCGCCAGCGCCUCUGCCGCCUGCGCCGCCUGUUGCGCCGCCCGUGCCCGCAGCUUAUAACGGGCGCCGAAGCAGCCGACUGCAGGCCAAGGCCGACGAGGAGAAGGCCAAGGUCGCUGAGGCAGAAGGGCCGAUGCAAAGCAAGCCGGAAGCCAAAGGAAAGGCCAAAGCCAAGGCGAAGGAGGCGGCCAAGGCCAAAGCUAAGGCCAAGGCCAAGGCUGAUGCCAAAGCCAAGGGCAAAGCUAAGGCCAAGGCUAAGGCCAAAGCCGCCGCGUCCGUGUUGGAGGAUGAGCAGCCUCUGUCGGACCUGCUGAAGGUCGGCCUGGCAGAAAAGGGGCCAGAUGCACAGGUCUACAAGUUUGAGAGUCUCCCUAUCGAACUUCACAGACGUGUGAACCCCCAGUGGCUCCUCUAUUUGGCAGGCGGCUUUCUUGUCACACUGCUGACGCCACUGCUUUGGGGCUCCCUGUUUUACAGCCACACGGUGCUGCGAUUACCGGAUGCGGCCACGCUUUUAGACUUGCAGGUCUCGCUCUCCGGGUGCGACGUCCUUACGGUGCCUGGGUCCAGCGCAGAGGCCCAUCUCAGCUAUUGGCAUCUCUUGGGUUCCGGAUCUAUGGAAAUCGUGAACCACACGCUGCGUGUGCACGCCAUGUACAACCGCAAGUUCGUCAUGCUCGGCUGUGUGUUUGUUCUUCAUUUGCCUGAAUUCAGAGCAGGAUCUGCCCAAUUCAAUUUCAACUUCGUCAACAUGACUGUUCAGAAGGAUGGCUUCAGCGAGGGCGAGGACUCCCAAACUUCGAAGCAGAUGACGAGCGUAAGCAUCUCUGAUAUGCAUGUUCGUGGAGGCUUUCAUCUUGAUGUCUCAGCGACGGCACGCACCACUCUGUCCGACAUCAGAGCAGCAUCGCUUCAGGCCCAUGUCAAGGGUGGCUACAUUGGACUUCACCACAGCCGGGCCGAGCAUGGCAAGGCUGACAUCCACGCACAGGAUGCGAUGGUUUCGAUCAGCACAAGGGGCGUUCCUGUUAAGGCCGAAAUCCCAGAUGACAUCUUCAAAUAUGCAGCAGUGGCAGCGCCCACUGUCCACCAGGUGAGCAAUGCUACCGGCAGGCUACGCCUGUAUCAGCUGUCGGGCCUACCGGCUGGUGGUUGGGUUGACGAAGCGCUGGAAGUCAAGGUUGAUGGAGAAGGCAGCACGGCCUACAUCCAGGCAUCCGACCCUGUGACAAGUCAGAUGUGCAAGACGUCGCUGCAGGUCAUGAGGGGCUCUGCGGCAGCCGAAGAGGGCACGGUGCUUCUGCCUGCAACCCGAGAGCUCCUUGGUAAGCUUUCGAAGUGGCUGCAUACAGCCAAGGGUAAACAGGAGCCUAGGUACGUGGUGAACGUGCACCUCUUGGCACCGAAUGCCCCUACCGGCAUGCUGAAACUCCUCUCGUCCACAGUGUACCACGCGAUGUCGCUGUCUCUAGCCUCGAUUGUAACAGGCGGAAUGUUGCGGCCGCGUGUGCUACGGAUCGUAGCACCGGUCUCCGGCAUGCGCUGGCUCUUCCCGCAGGAUGCAUGCGAUUCUGCCAAUUCUGCCAUCGGGAAUCUGGAUGAUGCACAGCUCCGCUUCGGAGAGCAGCAGCUGCAAGCCAUCUCGCCGGAGGUGGACAUCGUGGGCAUGAACCUCACCUCUGCGAGGUGGAUUUGGGAUCCCAAGGGUUCCAAGGCUUUCGUGUUUGAUAAGGUCGAUGCGAAGUCUACUUACUUCUGGAGGCCUCGGCUUCUGACCGUCAAGGACUUCUGGAUCUUCCUCGCUGCUUCGGGCAUCACCUUAUCUAUGGGCCUGGCGGCCGGCGUGGUGGUUUUGCUGAUCCUCGGGUUCCUUGUCAUUCCCAGCCUACGCGAGGAGCUCAGGAAGAUCGCCACCUUCAGGACUGCGUCCUACAGGAUGCAGUGUUCAAAAGACAGCGAAACCUGGGCUUUGCAUCCAAGCAUGGUGCAUUGGCCCACGAGGGGAGUGCUACUGCGCUGGGCCAAACGGCCGAAAGCCAAGCGGUUCUCGACGGUCUGCUGCCAGGCAAGGCUGUGGCCGGACGCUGCCUCGCUGGAGGGCUUCAAGGGAAUCGUGCGGACGCGACAUAUCCCUGUGGACAAGUUGCCGUGCCCGGAGGAGUUUCCGGAUAUUCGCUGCUUCCUGUUCGUCGUGGAUGUGCAGCAGGACGUCGGGGCAAAGCAAUACUAUCGGAAAGAGUAUGACGUCGAGCUUGCGGCAAUAGGAAAGCUGCAGGCCGAGCAGGAGCAGCCUCCCCUUCAUGCUGGUCGGCCAUAUCAAUUUCAGGUCAUAGCCUUCGAUGCGGCGGGAGCCGUGAUCGAGACAUCUGCGUGGUCGCGGCCCACAAUGAUCGAUGCUCCUAGGAAAUUCGUGGAACUUCCGCUGCUGCUGUGGCAAGGCUGGUGCCGCAUCUUGCCGUCCAGCACCUUUUGCCACUUCCUGAACAAACACUGCGCGAUCCUCCCAGAGGACCCGACCAUGCGGAUCGUGCUGAAGCAGCUUCGGCUGACCCUGGUUGCACCGGGUCCGCCGAGCUUGGCGGGUGCUCCGCCAUCGGUCGCUGGGACAGAGGCACCGGUUCAACAGGUUCAGGUCUGCUUCUCGGCGGGAGGCAACUUCAAGGCAACCGACCACGUGAAGCUUCCGUCGCAGGACGAACGUAGUGAGAAGCGACUUGUGGAGCCGCUCUCCAAGGUGUUCCCGGGCUCCAACCGGAUCGAUCCAAAGCAAGGGUGCAUCGUGCUGGAUGCAUUCAGCAAAGAGCUUCAGCUCGAUGUCGGCCAAGAUGUGGGCGAUCAGCUCACUAUUGAAGUUUCCGUGACAUCGGAGGAUGGAACUGAAACCACAGCUGCGAAGUGGCGGCAUAAUUGGUCGCAUUUGCUGGAUAUCUUCAGCCAUCGCAGAUCGGCCCAGCAGGAACUAGCUGACGAGAUUGUGCUGCUGGACGGGCGAACUCCGGUUGCUUUCCUUUCAGCCCAGUUUGAAAUCAGUAACCCAUGUUUGCCUUCGACGGCACGUCCUCCUCCAGCCAGCAACGAAGGAUUUCCUGGGAUCUUUGAUCGGAUCCGACCUGGUUGCGUGGUGUACUGGAGCGAGUCUGUGAAACUGGAUUGGGAUGCGCCAGCGGCAGUGGACCGGCAGGACAUCGAGGUGGAACUUGUUUUGGUUGGAAACGAAGUGGACGUUUCCAAGCUAGAACAGGGGCGCUGCCAGCCAAAGAGAAAAAGCCUUUCCACCAAACUCGGCUCCAUGCAGCUGCGAUCCGGGCAACACACCCUGGUGAUGUGCUCAUCACACCUGGUAAGGGACGGCAUAAUGUGCUGUCACUUGCAGGCCUUCGUGACGCAAGGAGGCACCAGGCAAUUGGUCCUCUGCAGCCAUCAAUUCGCCUUGGUGAGGCCUGUGCUGAUCCAGGACCUGGAGCUCUGCUAUGCGGGCUUCUGCUCUCGGAACGGCAUCUCAAUGGAACAGAUAGACUAUGACAAGCUCGAUGAUUUUGGGGUGCGAACAACGGAGCGGCUAUUGCACCUUGCCCGCGGUUUCCGUGCUCCACUACCAGUUCCUCACGAGAUGCAGGUCGUCAAGCAUGUUGCAGAACGUCGGGCGGCCUUGCAGAACUCGCCCAGCUUCGUUCUCAUCGAGAACGGCCCGUCGGUCGUCCUCUCUUCGGGGGAAGACUCGCUCCAGCUGCAAGACUGCCGUCUGACACAGGACAUGCUCGAAGGAAUCUACGACAGGGGCGAUGGUCCAACGGCCAAGGCUGGGGGCCGAGCAGUUUCACUUCAAGAGGCAUUGACCACGCCCUUGUUGGCAGGCGGCGAGGAUGGCGAGAAAACCCAAGCACCAAGCCAGCAGAAGCCUCGCUCGGUUGAUGGUCACCGACUGCCGGUGAGAAUCCCCGUCAACGUCUUCUGGAGGCUGGCAAGUGAAUGA
Messenger RNA from Symbiodinium sp. CCMP2592, 5046 nucleotides. NCBI's taxonomy places the organism in Eukaryota, Dinophyceae, Suessiales, Symbiodiniaceae. The record is from the annotation of a GenBank genome assembly.